GGUAUUGCUUAAAACUACAUAUCCCAGACUUCAUAGGGCCACGGGAUGGUUCCGGGUUCGGAGAGAGAUACUAGUCGAUGAUAGUUUAUUGAGUGGCGGUUUGUUAAUGUUGAAGUAAAGGGGAAUUGAACACUAAGCUUCCUGCCUACAAUGACAGAUUUUAAAGCGUGUAAAGUUUGCAACUUCACACGCGAAAAAUCUUACGGACUGGUUGUUCCGUCUAUAACAGAGCUCAAGAUAAAGGGGUGCGAGGUCCUUGAGAUCAGCCCCACUGACUCAGUCAUGGUGGUCCUGGAGAACGAUGGGACAAUAGUGGAAGAUCAAGCCUACUUUUUGUGUCUACCCACAAACACAAAGUUCAUGCUUCUGCACGACAAAGAGACCUGGGCUCCCGCUAAAAAGAUUGAUGGUGGCACGGCUUGGAUGGCGAGAGACUCUUUGGUGCUGGACACUGAUACUGUGGACAGCACGGUGGCGCCCUGGUGGGGUCUGGCUCAGCAGCUGAAGCAGGACUUGACAAGCAUCAUUCUUAUGUCUGAGGCAGACCUACAGAGUUUGGUGGAUGUUCCGUGCUCUGAGCUAGCCUCUGCUCUGGGCUUCCACGAGAAAAAGGCACAGGACCUCCAAGAGACUCUGCAGAAGGUUUUGGAUCGAAGGGAAGAAGAGAGGCAGUCGAAGGAACUACUUCAGCUGUACCUCAAAGCUGUGGAGAAUGAGGACAGACAGCAGGAGCCCAGUCGGGCAGGUGCUGGGGAUGUAGACUAUCCAGAUGGAAUGGAGGUGGACCCAACAUCUGGAUUCAUGUCCAGGACACUGAUGGUCCUAAAAGGGAAAACAAGCCCAGAAACCAGACUUUCCACCGAGGAUCUGCAGACGGUGGUGACCAGAGGGGCGGAGGCUAUGCAGGAAGUGCUCGGCUGGGACGCGGCAAAGACGACGGAGCUGCUGCGGGCCUGUGAGGCCGAGCUGUCCACACGUCUCCAGCAGAUUCAGGCCAUGCGAUCCAUUAGCAGCACUCAGACGGACAGCAGCGGGCAGCCCAGCACGACGGGCACACAGGAGGGGGCACAAGCACCAGCUCAAGGCAGCACCUAGGACCAGACCCUACCUGAGCAGAGACUGAUAAGGGUUCACACUGCCUGCCUCAGGGUCCGCAGAAUGGGGUCGACUAUGUGUUACUGUUUAUGUCGACACGAAAUGGAAUAUAUGAAUGUUAAGGAUGUUGACAUUUGCAUCACUUUGUAAAACUUGCGAAGCGAUUGAAUGCUUAAUGCCUGGAGACGAAGGAGGGCGAUCCACCAAAGACACGAUGACCUAAGCCACUAUGCCAACAAGCUUUUUUAUAUUUGACCAGUUCCACGUUGUGAAAAUAACUUCCAUCUCAUGGAUUAUUUUGAAACUCUCAGACUAGUUAGUUUAGUUUGGUAAUAAACUUAAAAUGGGGAAACGGCUAGCUUUUUUUUCUCCAGAGAGGACAAAAUCUGCCACUCAAAACUCCCCAAAUUCACAAAUUAACACCCUGAAUCGUUCUGUAUUCCUGCCAAACAGUCCAACGGUGCUCUGCACUGGAAGGUUUAUACAGGCUGUGUGCCUCAUGACUUGUUACUUAAUACCUUAUUAGACAACUGUUUUUGUAUUUGAAUAAAUUGAUGAUGCCAUAUUAAUUAAUGAGCUUUUGGGGUCCUUAUUUCCCAGUCUUUUCUGCAAGCUUGACUCUCUGCAUUUAGACUCAAAUUUCAUUGUCAGAUAAAAAAUUAAAAGAUCCAAUCGCAAUGUAAACAAAAAGAGAAAUGGAUGUUGUUUCUCAACAUGUGGAGCAACAUAUUCAAUGAUUAAUUGAACCUUUAUAUUUCAAAUCUGUUUUCCAGUAGUGAUGGUAGAAAGAUAGAAUUGAUGGAUGAUUGGGGGUUGGAGAUUAUCUCGGUGGGCAAUUUAGAAUCAUCAAUUACCCUAAUAGUAUUGUUUUUGGACUAUGGGAGGAAGCUAGAAUACCCAGUGAGAACCCAAGCACACACAAAAAGUAAAUAUGCAAACAUCACCCAGUCCACAAUGGAGUCGAACCAGAAACCCUCUUUCAGGAAAGGCCUUUUGAGUGUAAAAGCUCAAUUAAGUUAACAUGAGAAUAAAUCAUACUUUUAUAAAUGUAAUGACACAGGGCCUAGGGGUGUUUUUUGGGGAGUUUGAAUUAAAAAUCUGACAAGCAGGUUCAUAAUUUCCUAUCUUGCCUCCCAUGUUAUUUGUGUAUUUUCUUUCAUGGUAAACUUUGUAAGCUAAACAGCAUUAAAAAGCUUUUCUUGGUAAACGCCAAAAAGGACAUUUU
Menidia menidia (Atlantic silverside) is the source of this 2320-nucleotide messenger RNA. Lineage: Eukaryota; Metazoa; Chordata; Actinopteri; Atheriniformes; Atherinopsidae. The record is from the annotation of a GenBank genome assembly.